Rhopalosiphum maidis (corn leaf aphid) is the source of this 1288-nucleotide messenger RNA. RefSeq names its product THO complex subunit 6 (gene thoc6). The transcript is spliced from 6 exons. The record is from RefSeq and is a predicted model, not a curated record. Gene Ontology annotation, biological process: mRNA export from nucleus. The coding region runs from base 220 to 1230 and encodes 336 amino acids. Gene Ontology annotation, molecular function: protein binding. NCBI's taxonomy places the organism in Eukaryota, Metazoa, Arthropoda, Insecta, Hemiptera, Aphididae. Gene Ontology annotation, cellular component: transcription export complex; THO complex.
GAUUUGAUAAUGUUGACAUGUAGUUUAGUGUACAAAAUACAAAUACCAAAUAUUGCAAGUAUAUAGGCAAUAGUCAACAGGAUUGAGGACACUGGGCAGGACUACAGAACUUAACUAUUAUUAAGUUUAUAACGUUUUAGUUUGUUUUAUACUUUUUUGUUUCUAAAAAAAAUAUUUUGUAAUAUAUAAAUUGACAUAAAAGCACUACAAUUUUAAAACAUGGUUGAUAGUAAAUAUUACACUACAAUUUUAUCUCAAACAUUUUCUCCUUGUGGGAAUUAUUUGAUUACGGGUAAUAAUUAUGGAAUAUUAACAGUUUACAAUUUAAAAAAUGAAUUGCAGUCAGGAGUUGACUUCAAAGAUCAAAAUUUAUCAGCCGGUGGUCGUUCUUAUGAAUUUGUGAUGAUACGUAAAAUGCAAAUAAACAGCAUGGAAUCGAGUGAAAAAUUUUUGAUAAUUGGUGGCGUUGGUCUUAUUGUUGGAGUGGAUUGGGAAACUAUCAUUGAUAAUAAUUUUGGUGAAAACUCAAAAAUUGAACCCCUCAGUAUUAGUUGGAGUAUUAAUAUUCCAUCACCCAAGGAUUCAAUGUUAACUAUAGAUGUAAAUUGUUUAAUAUUAAACAAAGAGGAUAAUGUCUUAUAUGCAGGUUGUGGUGACAACGCUGUUUAUGCAUUUAAUUUAGAAUGUGGUGAUGUUAUGCAGAAAUUUGAAGGGCACAGUGAUUUUAUUCAUUCCAUCGAUAAAUUAGAUGAUACAAUCGUCUCAGCUAGUGAAGAUGGAUCUGUCUUGUUUUGGGAUGUUCGUUCUAAGGAAUAUUUAUCAAAAAUAAUUCCUAGCAAUAAUCCAGAAAUUAAACGUCCUAAUCUAGGAAACUGGGUUGGAUCUGUUACAAUUACUAAUGACUGGAUGUUGUGUGGUGGUGGAACUAAACUGUCAUUAUGGAAUCGAUCAAUGGCUGCUCCUAUGACCGUUUACAAUUGUGUUGAAGAUUCCGGAAUACAUGUUACUAAACUUAUGGAUGAAACAUUGUAUGCUGGAGGAUGCUCAAAAUAUUUCUAUCAGUUAUCAUUUACAGAUGAAAUUUUGUGUAAAAUUGAAACUAGUCCAGUGACUGUUUUCAGUUGUGUUAACCAAGAAAAUCCAUUCAAAGUAACAUGUCUUGCAGGUUCCAGCUAUAAAAUAGAUAUUUGUACCAAUUUAAAUUAUAAAAUGAUUACACUUGGAAUCUAGGACAAAUAUUAGUUUUUAUUCCAAAAAUAUUAAAUUCUGAAAAAAAUGUCUCAAUGUG